CAUAAAAGCCGCCGCCGCCUGGGCAGAGCAGAGCUCAUAGCGCGCUGCCUGUAGCCGGUUCCCUCUGCUGUGGCGGAAGAAAACUACACCCGGGUCCCCAUGCAGCCCGCAAUGAUGAUGUUCUCCAGUAAAUACUGGGCCAGGAGAGGGCUCUCCCUCGACUCAGCCGUGCCCGGGGAACACCAAGGACUCGGCAACCUGACCCCAAACAGAGCCAGUUCUGGUAAAAAUGAUGAGAAGAAAGGGAGUAAAGGAAAUGGCAAAAGUGAAUCAGUUUCUGAAAGAGGAAAGACAGCUGUAGUAUUUUCCUUGCAAAAUGAAGUUGGUGGAUUAGUGAAAGCUCUCAGACUCUUCCAGGAGAAGCAUGUGAGUAUGGUUCACAUUGAAUCAAGAAAAUCCAAGAGGAGGAAUUCAGAGGUAGAAAUUUUCGUGGACUGUGACUGCAGUAAGAAAGAAUUUAAUGAACUAAUUCAGUCGCUAAAGUUUCAGACUAACAUCGUAACUCUUAAUCCACCAGAAAACAUCUGGACCGAUGAAGACGAACUUGAUUGUGUCCCUUGGUUCCCCAGGAAGAUUGCUGAAUUAGACAAAUGUUCACAGAGAGUUCUAAUGUAUGGCUCUGAGCUGGAUGCAGAUCACCCAGGAUUUAAGGACAAUGUAUAUCGACAAAGAAGAAAGUAUUUUGUGGAUGUUGCCAUGAGUUAUAAAUAUGGUCAACCCAUUCCCAGGGUGGAGUACACAGCCGAAGAAAUUAAAACUUGGGGGACAGUAUUCAGGGAACUCACUAAACUCUAUCCCACUCAUGCUUGUCGUGAAUAUUUAAAAAACUUCCCUUUGCUGACCAAGUACUGUGGAUAUAGAGAGGAUAAUGUACCCCAACUGGAAGAUGUUUCUAUUUUUCUUAAAGAAAGGUCUGGCUUCAUGGUGAGACCAGUUGCUGGAUAUCUGUCUCCUCGAGAUUUUCUAGCAGGAUUAGCCUAUAGAGUUUUUCACUGCACUCAAUAUGUACGGCAUGGCUCGGACCCUCUCUACACACCAGAACCAGAUACGUGCCAUGAACUCCUGGGGCAUGUGCCUCUACUUGCUGAUCCCAAGUUUGCCCAGUUUUCACAAGAAAUAGGACUAGCCUCACUGGGAGCAUCUGAUGAAGAAGUUCAGAAACUAGCUACUUGCUAUUUUUUUACGAUCGAAUUUGGCCUUUGCAAGCAAGAGGGACAGCUACGUGCUUAUGGGGCAGGACUCCUGUCUUCUAUUGGCGAAUUAAAGCAUGCUUUGUCUGACAAGGCCAGUGUGAGAACAUUUGAUCCAAAGACUACUUGCUUGCAAGAAUGCCUUAUCACCACUUUUCAGGAAUCUUACUUUGUCUCGGAAAGUUUUGAAGAAGCCAAAGAAAAAAUGAGGGACUUUGCAAAAUCAAUCAAUCGUCCCUUUUCAGUGUAUUUCAACCCAUACACGCAAAGCAUUGAAAUUCUGAAAGACACCAGAAGUAUAGAAAAUGUUGUCCAGGAUCUUCGGAGUGAUCUGAAUACGGUGUGUGAUGCUUUAAGCAAAAUGAACAGAUAUUUGGGUAUUUGAUGUCUGUGGCACUGCAGCUUUGCUGUCCACUGCUGCUUCUAUGGCUAUGCUAGCAACAUCAUGUGCUCCAGUUUCAGAGCCAUCCAUCUUCCCUCCGCAGCUUGGUCAGUGACUUGCAUGAUUGUGUAGCUCUAAUUGUAA
Molecule: messenger RNA, 1716 nt
Organism: Gopherus evgoodei (Goodes thornscrub tortoise)
Lineage: Eukaryota; Metazoa; Chordata; Testudines; Testudinidae
Gene: TPH2
Product: tryptophan hydroxylase 2
Exons: 11
Coding region: 100-1575 (491 amino acids)
Biological process (GO): aromatic amino acid metabolic process; serotonin biosynthetic process
Cellular component (GO): neuron projection
Molecular function (GO): tryptophan 5-monooxygenase activity; iron ion binding
Source: RefSeq, a predicted model, not a curated record